AUGAACAAGCUGCUGUUGAUAGCCCUUUUUGGAUUGGUGCUCGCUAUAGGCUUAGCGCUUUCGUUUGAUGAUGAUGAAAACAAUGACGCUAGAGGCGAUUUAGAGAGGUAAAAUCAAAUUUUUUCUUGGUUUUCUGUUUUGCCUUUAAUAAUACGAGUUUCUUUUUUUUUAUGAACUGAACAAAUUUGGAAUACGGAUUCGACAAAACUGAUAUUUGCUUAUCUAUUUGACCAAAGUGAGUUCUACUGGAAUGAUGAGGAAGAGGACGGUGACGAUGAUGAGUCAAAAGAGGAGAGGGAAAAGAUAAACGGUUACAGUGUUGAAGAAAAACAUGAUGAACCCUUAUCCGGUCCAAUGCAGAAGUCAGCCGAUCCGAUUCUACCUUUCAUAGGUUUGCGCCUACUGAGCCGAGCGUUUCGCCGUCGCCGUCGCCGCCGAAGACGGAGAUUUGGCUAAUUCGUUGAAACUAGUCACAAGGACUGAGAUAAGGUGGCUUAAAACGGUAAGAGAACCAAGUAUAAGUGUUCGAUGAAAAUAGUCUAGGACAGGAUCUGGGUGAGAUUAAAGCUUUGCUAAGUUUCUAACUAUGCUAUAAUAAUCGUCCAAAACUUGAUUGUGUCGUGUUUUAUAGGCGUUCGCUUGGGUAAUUCGUGUAUUGCUACAACCACUGAGCUGGGAAUUUAAAGAAAAAUCAAAUUUUUUUUCAUGCUCGAACUUUAAGCGAUUGACAGUUACACUAAUGUAUAUGUAUAUAGGAAGUCUGUGUAUUCAUUUUUCUGUUUAUAGUGCUUGAUACGUAGAAGUAGAGUGUGAUAUAUGUUGCGAUAGGAGAAAAAAACAGAGAGACUAUACUUUCAUCCUAACACGGCUGUUUCGUGAUUGCUUAUUCACGAAAUAAAAUAUAAAAGAAUAAAAUCCCCUGAUGAGUGAGCAAUCAAAAAACAGGCUUAUAGGGAUGAAAGUACUGUGUCUCUGUUUUUCCCCUAUCGCAACAUAUAUAUACAUAGAUAUAUAUACAUAUAUUUUUGUUGUUGUUGUUGUUGUUGUUGUUUUUUUGUUUUUUUGCUUUAAACUGGCUCUUCACUAAAAUGUUCAGAGUCGUUUGUUUUUCGAAAAACCUAACUUUUUGAAACUUUUGCAUGAAGCAUGGGAUCUUUAUCUUGCAGGCUUGAAAAGGAUCUUGUAAUCUGGAGGAAACAAAGACCUUUUUUCUAUUACUGAGUUUCUUUGCGUUUAUAUGAACGAUGAGUAAAGUUUGAAAUAACUAAGUUAAAAACGUUUAAUUCACAUUUAAAUGACA
This is a messenger RNA of Pocillopora meandrina, 1300 nucleotides long. The record is from the annotation of a GenBank genome assembly. Lineage: Eukaryota; Metazoa; Cnidaria; Anthozoa; Scleractinia; Pocilloporidae.